This is a messenger RNA of Helianthus annuus (common sunflower), 1063 nucleotides long. RefSeq lists its product as uncharacterized. The transcript is spliced from 2 exons. The coding region runs from base 123 to 806 and encodes 227 amino acids. Lineage: Eukaryota; Viridiplantae; Streptophyta; Magnoliopsida; Asterales; Asteraceae. The record is from RefSeq and is a predicted model, not a curated record.
CAAAGGUUUAAGUAGGUAUACAACCACAAGAAUGUUGACAAAAAAUAAUUUAUUUAUAACUCCUCUAUAUUAUAAGUCUAGAAACAUAACUUUAAUUAACCCCAUGCACAAGCAUAGCAUUAAUGGUGUAUAUAUAUAUAAAAAGCCUACAAGGCAGGCUGGUAGGUUUUCAUUGUCUCACCCAUAGCUUUGCUCCUAAGUUAUUUCUUAUGUAUCCACAAAUGCAAAACAUGACAAUCAGUUUUCAAGAAAACACUAAUAUCAUGAGAAUCCUGUUAUUCAUCUUCUUCGGUUUUCUCGGGGCUCACAAAACGCUCGCUAGAUAUGUAACUGGAAACCCGUUGGUGGAGCUUUCUAGUGCUGACGACUUGAGAAGGGUGGCGGGAUAUGGUGACGAGAAGCUCUCAACUGUGGUGGUUAGCGGCUCGAUACUAUGUGAUGUUUGUUUGGAUAAAAAUUCUCCUCUUCAAUCCCAUCCCAUCCCUGGAGCGUCAAUGGCGGUUUCUUGUGAUACUGGCAAGAAGACGAGUAAAUCUGAACGAGUAACAGGCACAACCGAUGAAUACGGGGACUUCCUCAUCGAUCUUCCUUCUCAUCUCCAUGCACUUCCAGAUAUGGAAAACAGAUGCAUAGUGAGAAUUAUCGACCUACCAAAGAGCUCGCCCUGCUACCAAGCUUUUACGGGUCAACACCGGAAGAUAACGUUUUCAUCAGUCGGGAAUGGUAUUCGUGCGUACACCGCUCAUGAGUUUCAUCUGACACCUAAAUAUUCACAUCCAUGCAUGAAUGAACAAGAGACAUUCUAAUAUUCAUCAUCAUCGUCGUCGUCGUCAUCAGUGAAGACCUGAAUGAAAUGGCCACUGCUCAUUCAAGUAGGCGCUACAGUCAUAACAAUGAGUUCUGGAGCUUGAUCAUGUUGCAAUUGCUAAUAUUUUCUUUUUUCUUUUUUUUCUUUUAUGUGUGUCUGUGUGUUUGCAGGCAAGUCCUGUCCAAGAGAGAGGGUGUACAUAUUAUAUUAAAUUGAACAUAAUGAAACGAUUUAUAUGUAUUUGAUACGAAAAAA